Molecule: messenger RNA, 867 nt
Organism: Morus notabilis
Lineage: Eukaryota; Viridiplantae; Streptophyta; Magnoliopsida; Rosales; Moraceae
Exons: 2
Coding region: 511-831 (106 amino acids)
Biological process (GO): GPI anchor biosynthetic process
Cellular component (GO): endoplasmic reticulum membrane; mannosyltransferase complex
Molecular function (GO): GPI mannosyltransferase activity; alpha-1,6-mannosyltransferase activity
Source: RefSeq, a predicted model, not a curated record
UGUGCCAGAGUGUUGCUAAGUCACACAGACGAACAAAGGAACAGAAAAAAGCCCGAAAUUCUCACUCCCCCUAUUCUGUCGAAGAGGCAUUUACCCAGCCAAGGAAGAAGAAAACCUCACUCGAUCCUCUCUUUCCCCCAAAUUCCCAGAUUUCUCCGUGCAUUCUUAGGUUCGUGGAAGGAAGAUCGAUACCUGAUUUUGUGAAGACUGGGUAGUGGAGGGAAGAUCGAAGGCACGUCAAGCGCUCUUCCUACGCCAAGCUCGGUUACCGAAAGAGGUUCGCAUUUCUCUAUUUCUGUCUGUUCUCCAUUUAUGAAAAUUUUUCCCCCAAAUCUCAUGGUGCCCGCUCGCUCAUUUUGCCCCCUUUUGUAUUUUUUGGUUUGUUUAUACUAAGCUUUCUAAUUCCCAUACGAACAAGGCACAAAAAAAGCCCUAAAUUCCCUCUUCCCCUAUUCUGUCGAAGAUCCUUUUAUUUUUUCUGUUUUCUUGGACGGGCUUUUUUGUUCCUUAAUGAGCCUCCUCAGCCCCUAUGACACCUCCGCGCCGCUCAACCCCAAUUGCCUUUCCAACACCACCUCAUCGCCGCCUCAAGAGCAGCGCCUUCUUUGGCCUCCCUUGGCGUCCGCAAUCGAGUCCAGCAUCGUCCGGGACAGCGUCUACUUCCUCCGGAUCGCGCAGUGCGGCUACGAGUACGAGCAGUCCUAUGCCUUCUUGCCUCUGCUUCCCCUUUGCAUCUCCUUCUCGCGAACAGGUGUUUUCUUGAUCGGCGAAUAUCCGGCCCUCUUCCCCCAAAUCUACCGACGUAUGGCCCUCCUCCAGGUGUUUAGCUAGUAAUUUUUUCUGAUUUUCGGAUCAUUUGUGCAUAUU